GUGGAGACCAUCGGGGACGCCUACAUGGUGGUGUCCGGUCUGCCGGUGAGGAACGGGAAGCUGCACGGCCGCGAGGUGGCCCGGAUGUCCCUCGCUCUGCUGGACACCGUCAAGAGCUUCAGGAUCCGCCACCGAGCCAAUCAGCAGCUGCGGCUACGCAUCGGCAUCCACAGCGGUCCAGUGUGUGCAGGUGUGGUCGGGCUGAAGAUGCCCAGGUACUGUCUGUUCGGAGACACGGUCAACACAGCAUCACGCAUGGAGUCUAACGGAGAGGGUAACACACACACACACACACACACACACACCUGA
Molecule: messenger RNA, 309 nt
Organism: Plectropomus leopardus (leopard coralgrouper)
Lineage: Eukaryota; Metazoa; Chordata; Actinopteri; Perciformes; Serranidae
Source: RefSeq, a predicted model, not a curated record